CUGGACAAGAGGCCUUUCAGCUCACGGGGGGCCCCGCAGAGUCACCCGAUAGCCCCCGCGGCUCCCCCCGGGCCCCGCUGGCUCCCGUGGCGAGGCCGAGGACACCGGAUACCUUUAUCAGCCCCGGGAGCGGGGCUGGGCACGGAUCCGGCCCCGUGGAUGCGGCCCCGCGGCGCUGACAGAUGGGGGAUGCCGGCGGUGACACCGCGGGGUCACGGCGUGGCCACCGCGGUCACCUGGGGGUCCCUGGGGACUCCGGCAGGGAUUGACCCCAGCGAGGGACUCCGGUGCCCAUCCCAACCCUCCCAAUUUCCCCGAUUUUUCUGCGUCCCGGAGCAUCCAGGGGUGGUGGGGAGCACCCGAGGCUGGGCACAAGGAGCCCCCUGAAGUGAUGUUGUCACCCCGGCCCUGCCCGCGGGGUCCGCAGGUGCUGCCCGCUGCCACCCCGGGGGCUCUGCCCCCCACGCCCGGCCCCCGCGGGGGUGGCCGGCGGUGCCAGCCGGGCUGUCCAGCCCCGGUAUCGGAUCCUCCCGGAGGGAGGGGGCUUGGAGCUUAUUUAACGUGCCCGGCCGGGCCGGGAGGGCACACUCGGAGCGCGGGGAGCUCAGCCAGAGCCAUGGGAUCGCAGCUGGAAGGGGCCAUGGAGACCCUCAUCAACGUCUUCCACCACUACUCGGGCAAGGAGGGUGACAAGUACAAGCUGAGCAAGAAGGAGCUCAAGGAGCUGCUGCAGAGCGAGCUGGGAUGUUUCCUGGAGACCCAGAAGGACGCAGGGGCCGUGGAGAAGAUCAUGCAGGACCUGGAUGAGAACGGUGAUGGAGAGGUGGAUUUCCAGGAAUUCGUGGUCCUGGUGGCAGCCCUGACCGUGGCCUGCAACACCUUCUUCUGGGAGAACGCCUGACCCCCCCCCCUCACCGCAGCAGGACCUGGAUUCCCAAAAUCCAGAGCUCCCCUCCCCUCCCCACCACCCCUCAGCUCACUCCCUCUGCUCCCCAGCAUUCCCAGGGGAUCCCGCUGGGAUCCAGCUCCACAAUAAAGGCACCAAUCCAGCCCGA
Messenger RNA from Corvus hawaiiensis (hawaiian crow), 1055 nucleotides. It is a transcript of the gene S100A1, whose product is annotated as S100 calcium binding protein A1. Gene Ontology annotation, biological process: regulation of heart contraction. Bases 392 to 901 code for a protein of 169 amino acids. Gene Ontology annotation, molecular function: S100 protein binding; calcium ion binding. NCBI's taxonomy places the organism in Eukaryota, Metazoa, Chordata, Aves, Passeriformes, Corvidae. Gene Ontology annotation, cellular component: sarcoplasmic reticulum. The transcript is spliced from 3 exons. The record is from RefSeq and is a predicted model, not a curated record.